AUGAUCUCUACAGAGAUCAAGUACCCACGUCUCCUACAGAGAUCAAGAACCCACGGUCUCCUACAGAGAACACGUUUCACGGUCUCCUACAGUGAACAUGUUCCCACGAUCUCCUACAGAGAGAGACAAGUUCCCAUGAUCUCUACAGAGAUCAAGUACCCUGGUCCCCAACAGAGAUCAAUGCCCACGGUCUCCUACAGAACACGUUCCCACGGUCUCUACAGAGAGCAAGUUCCCAUGAUCUCCUACAGAGAUCAAGUACCCACGGUCCCCAACAGAGAUCAAAUCCCGGUCUCUACAGAGAACACGUUCGGUCUCCUACAGAGAGAAGUUCCCAUGAUCUCCUACAGAGAUCAAUGCCACGAGAAACAGUCCCACGGUCUCCUACAGAGAACAAGUUCCCAUGAUUCUACAGAGAUCAAGUACCACGGUCCCCUACAGAGAAGACAGAAGUUCCAUGAUCUCCUACAGAGAUCAAGUACCCUGAUCCCCUACAGAGCAAGUCCACGGUCUCCUACAGAAACAUUCCCCACGGUCUCUACAGAGAACACGUUCCCACGGUCUCCUACGAGAGCAAGUUCCCACGGUCUCCCUACAGAGAUCAAGUACCCACGGUCCCUACAGAGCAAGUCCACGGUCUCUACAGAGAACGUUCCCACGGUCUCCUACAGAGAUCAAGUACCCACGGUCCCUACAGAGAGCAAGUCCACGGUCUCCUACAGAGAACACGUCCCCACGGUCUCCUACGAAGUCAAGUACCCACGGUCCCUACAGAGGCAAGUCCACGAGAUCAAGUACCCACGGUCCCUACAGGCAAGUCCACGGUCUCCUACAGAACAAGUUCCACGGUCUCUACAGAGCAAGUUCCCUGAUCUCCUACAGGAUCAAAGAGCAAGUAUCACGGUCCCCAACAGAGCAAGUCCACGGUCUCUACAGAAGUUCCACGGUCUCCUACAGAGCAAGUCCCCACGGUCUCCUACAGAGAACACGUUCCCACGGUCUCUACGAGAGCAAGUUCCCCACGGUCCUGCAGAGAGCAAGUCACGGUCUCCUACGAACACGUUCACGGUCUCCUACAGAGAGACAAGUUCCCAUGAUCUCCUACGAGAUCAAGUACCCUGGUCCCUACAGAGAGCAAGUCCCACAGUCUCCUACAGAGAACACGUUCCCACGGUCUUCUACAGAGAGCAAGUUCCCAUGAUCUACAGAGAUCAAGUACCCACGGUCCCCUACAGAGAGCAAGUCACACGAGAGGUGCUCCCACGGUGUCCUGCAGAGGUGCUCCCUCGAUGUCCUGCGGACGGAGGUGCUCCCACGGUGUCCUGCGGAAAGAGAUGCCCUGCAGACCUACCACAGGUUGAAAGAAUCUACAAACUAACCACAAAGAGAGGUGCUCCCACGGUGUCCUGCAGAGUGCUCCUCGAUGUCCUGCGGACGGAGGUGCUCCCGGUGUCCUGCGGAAAGAGAUGCCCUGCAGACCUACCACAGGUUGAAAGAAUCUACAAACUAACCACAAAGAGAGGUGCUCCCACGGUGUCCUGCAGAGAGGUGCUCCCUCGAUGUCCUGCGGACGGAGGUGCUCCCACGGUGUCCUGCGGAAAGAGAUACCCUGCAGACCUACCACAGGUUGAAAGAAUCAACAAACCAACCACAAAGAGAGGUGCUCCCACGGUGUCCUGCAGAGAGAGGAACCCAAAGCGGGACCAACCAGCAGAGGACUUAAAGCAGUCUCAACCAGCAGAGGACUUAAAGCAGUGCCAACCAGUAGAAGACCCAAAACAGGCCCAACCAGCAGAAGACCCAAACAGGCCCAACCAGCAGAGGGCAAAGCAGGCCCAACCAGCAGAGGACCCAAAGCAGGACCAACCAGCAGAGGACAAAGCAGUCCCAACCAGCAGAGACCCAAAAGCAGGCCCAACCAGCAGAAGACCUAAAACAGGCCCAACCAGCAGAAGACCCAAAACAGGCCCAACCAGCAGAGAACCCAAAGCAGGCCCAACCAGCAGAGGACUAAGCAGUCCCAACCAGCAGAAGACCCCAAAGCAGGCCCAACCAGCAGAGGGACCCAAAGCAGGCCCAACCAGCAGAGGACCCAAAGCAGGCCCAACCAGCAGAGGGCCCCAAAGCAGGCCAACCAGCAGGGACCCAAAAGCAGGCCCAACCAGCAGAGGACCCAAAGCAGGCCCAACUAGCAGAAGACCAAGCGGUCCCAACCAGCAGAAGACCCAAAAGCAGGCCCAACAUAAAGACCCAAAACAGGUCCAACCAGCAGAAGACCCACAGCAGGCGCAACAUGAAGACCCAAGACAGGUCCAACCAGCAGAAGACCCACAGUAUGCCCAACCAGCAGGACCCAAAAGCAGGCCCAACCACCAGAGGACCUAA
Molecule: messenger RNA, 2385 nt
Organism: Homarus americanus (American lobster)
Lineage: Eukaryota; Metazoa; Arthropoda; Malacostraca; Decapoda; Nephropidae
Product: nascent polypeptide-associated complex subunit alpha, muscle-specific form-like
Exons: 8
Coding region: 1-2385 (794 amino acids)
Source: RefSeq, a predicted model, not a curated record